AUGGAGGCUGAGGCCGCGACCACUGUAAUGUUGCGGAACCUGCCCAGGCAGCUGGCGCAGGAGCGUCUGUUGCAGAGGUUCAUCGAGGUCGGUUUCGCAGGGACGUUCGACUUCCUCUACAUGCCGACAAAUGUCGCGACAAGGGAGGGCAACGGCUACGGGUUCAUCAAUUUUUCGUCGUGGCCAGGGUUGCAGAGGUUCGUGCACGAUUGGCACGGCAGGUUUUUCUUCCCCGAUCUCGAUGGCGACGCCCCUCUCAGCGUGUCCAUCGCCACCUUGCAGGGCAGAGAGGCGAACGUGAGCAAGUGGAGCACCUCGCGGCUGAAGCGGGUCCGCAAUCCGAUGUUGAAGCCGAUCGUGCUCCCAGACCCGCUUUGCAACAUCGCGGAAGAGCUCGAGAGGCAGCAGAUGGUGCUCGGCCAGGGCGAGCGGGGCCGAAAGCUGCCCGCGUCGAGGGAGCGCGGCGCGGCUUCGCGCUGA
Messenger RNA from Prorocentrum cordatum, 480 nucleotides. Lineage: Eukaryota; Dinophyceae; Prorocentrales; Prorocentraceae. The record is from the annotation of a GenBank genome assembly.